Sugiyamaella lignohabitans is the source of this 1044-nucleotide messenger RNA. RefSeq names its product Gup1p (gene GUP1). Gene Ontology annotation, cellular component: endoplasmic reticulum. Gene Ontology annotation, biological process: GPI anchor biosynthetic process. NCBI's taxonomy places the organism in Eukaryota, Fungi, Ascomycota, Dipodascomycetes, Dipodascales, Trichomonascaceae. The transcript has a single exon. The coding region runs from base 1 to 1044 and encodes 347 amino acids. The record is from RefSeq and is a predicted model, not a curated record.
AUGGUCAGUUACAACAUUGAUUAUUUAGAGGCCAAACGACGUCCAUCCAGUCCACCACUAAAGAAAAAUAAUGGGUCGACGUCUAGCAAAGAAAGCGCUGGUGGUACAGUAAAUACCCCACCGAGUGUCACUGAACGUGAAAGAGUAGAAACGAGUCGUCCUAUGGAGGAAUACAAUUGGUUGAAUUACGUGGCUUAUACCACCUAUGCUCCAUUAUACCUGGCAGGACCGAUAUUGACAUUUAAUGAUUUCAUGUUUCAAUCCCGAACAACUUUGGUAUACUCGAUUAAUUUCAAGAGGAUCUCGAUGUAUGCUAUUCGAUUUGCAUUUUGUCUGCUGACAAUGGAAGUUUUACUUCAUUAUACAUAUGUAGUGGCCAUUUCGCAGACUAGAGCUUGGACUGGAGAUACUCCAUUCCAGAUUAGUAUGAUUGCAUUGUUCAAUUUGAACGUAAUCUGGCUCAAACUGCUUUUGCCCUGGAGAUUAUUCCGUUUGUGGGCUAUGCUUGAUAGGAUCGAUCCUCCUGAGAACAUGGUUCGGUGUGUGAAUAAUAACUAUUCAGCUAUAUUGUUCUGGAGAUCAUGGCACCGUUCUUUCAACCGAUGGAUUAUCAGGUACGUUUAUAUUCCUUUAGGAGGAUCUAAGCGAACGCUGCUCAACUCGCUUAUUGUUUUCAUGUUUGUAGCUAUCUGGCACGACAUUCAACUGCGUUUACUUCUGUGGGGCUGGCUAGUUGUAUUAUUUAUUUUACCAGAAGUACUUGCCAGCUUAUUGUUUCCAGCCAAGAAAUGGGGCUCGAAUUCUAUUUACCGACAUUUGUGUGCUAUCGGAGGUGUUGCUAAUGUAUGGAUGAUGAUGAUAGCUAACUUGGUUGGAUUCUGUGUUGGCCUGGACGGUGUUAGCGAGAUGCUCCACGAUAUGAUCUACACAGCAGAUGGAAUCAAGUAUGUGAUAUUAUCAUCGCUGGCGCUAUUUGUUGGUCUUCAAGCCAUGUUUGAGUUCCGUGAACGUGAAAAGCGCAUGGGCAUCAAUCUCCGCUGUUAG